This is a messenger RNA of Osmia bicornis bicornis, 414 nucleotides long. RefSeq lists its product as uncharacterized. The record is from RefSeq and is a predicted model, not a curated record. The transcript has a single exon. Lineage: Eukaryota; Metazoa; Arthropoda; Insecta; Hymenoptera; Megachilidae. The coding region runs from base 1 to 414 and encodes 137 amino acids.
AUGUCAGGCAUACAACCAAGCCAACGAAAAUUACAGAGCGUACGCGAAUUCCCAACGCCGAGAGGUGCCCGGGACGUGCGUAGUUUCCUGGUGUUAGCCAGUUAUUUUCGGCGAUUCGUUAAAAAUUUUGCGGUUAUCGCGAAUCCGUUAACCAACUUACUCCGCAAGGACGCGAAAUUUUCCUGGGAUGAUAAGCAAAACGGGGCUCUUGAACUAAUCAAGACCGCAUUGACGUCGAAACCGCUCUUAGCGAUAUAUGAUCACGGCGCGGAGACAGAGAUCCAUACGGAUGCCUGUACGUUAGGCUUAGGAGCAGCGUUGCUACAAAAACAGCUAGACGGAAAGAGGCACCCAGUGAUGCCAGAACCGUGGGACGUGGGACAAAUUUUUACCCUCUCCACGAUGUCCCAGUGA